Messenger RNA from Otolemur garnettii (small-eared galago), 1788 nucleotides. It is a transcript of the gene PSTPIP1, whose product is annotated as proline-serine-threonine phosphatase interacting protein 1. Lineage: Eukaryota; Metazoa; Chordata; Mammalia; Primates; Galagidae. The record is from RefSeq and is a predicted model, not a curated record. The coding region runs from base 379 to 1641 and encodes 420 amino acids. Gene Ontology annotation, cellular component: plasma membrane; cytoplasm; actin filament. Gene Ontology annotation, biological process: actin filament polymerization. Gene Ontology annotation, molecular function: actin filament binding. The transcript has 15 exons.
CCGGCCUGAGCUCCUGCCCGCCUCUCCUUCUGGCCACUGUCCCCUACUCAGGGCUGGCAUCCUUGCUCCCUGCUCUGGGUCUUAGACUGUGUCCUCUGUCGCUGCAGGGCAGGCUGGCGAGGGGCCGGCGGACACCAGGUCCCGCCCUCCCAUCACUGAGCACUGCUCCUUCCUCAUUUUGCUGCUGAUUCUCGCCCCAAACAAAACAGGUUGAGCCCUUUUCCUCCCCUUGGCGGCUGGUCUCUGGCUUGCUGCUGCCUUCUGAGUGCUGCAGACGGCGUCGGCCAGGGAGGGAGGACCGGGACGCUGCUCCUGGCGCCUGGCCCACGGGCAGGCCCGCGGCCGGAGAGCGAGCAGUGCAGCGGCAGUUGCCUGAGGAUGAUGCCCCAGCUGCAGUUCAGAGAUGCCUUUUGGUGCAGGGACUUCACAGCCCACACGGGCUAUGAGGUGCUGCUGCAGCGGCUGCUGGACGGCAGGAAGAUGUGCAAGGACAUGGAGGAGCUGCUGAGGCAGAGGGCCCAGGCAGAGGAGCGCUACGGGAAGGAGCUGGUACAGAUCGCCCGGAAGGCAGGCGGCCAGACGGAGAUCAACUCUCUCCGGGCUUCCUUUGACUCCUUAAAGCACCAAAUGGAGAAUGUGGGCAGCUCACACAUCCAGCUGGCCCUGACUCUACGGGAGGAGCUGCGGAGCCUGGAGGAGUUCCGGGAGAGGCAGAAGGAGCAGAGGAAGAAGUAUGAGGCUGUCAUGGACCGUGUCCAGAAGAGCAAGCUGUCACUCUACAAGAAGGCCAUGGAGUCCAAGAAGACGUACGAACAGAAGUGCCGGGACGCAGAUGAUGCCGAGCAGGCCUUGGAGCGCAUUAGUGCCAAUGGCCACCAGAAGCAGGUGGAGAAGAGCCAGAACAAAGCCAAGCAGAGCAAGGACACAGCCACAGAGGCAGAGCGGGUAUACAGGCAGAACAUCGAGCAGCUGGAGAAGGUGCGGAGCGAGUGGGAGCAGGACCACCGGACCACCUGUGAGGCCUUCCAGCUGCAAGAGUUUGACCGGCUGACCAUUCUCCGCAAUGCCCUGUGGGUGCACUGCAACCACCUCUCCAUGCAGUGCGUCAAGGACGACGAGCUCUACGAGGAAGUGAGGCUGACGCUGGAAGGCUGCAAUGUGGAUGCUGACAUUGAUAGCUUCAUCCAGGCCAAGAGCACGGGCAUGGAGCCCCCGGCCCCAGUGUUGUACCAGAACUACUACGACCGAGAGGUCACCCCAUCAUCCGGCAGCCCUGGCAUACAACCGUCCUGCGGCAUGAUGAAGAGGUUCUCCGGGCUGCUACAUGGAAGUCCCAAGACCUCAUCAUUGGCAGCUCCUGCUGCCUCCACAGAGACCCUGACCCCUACCCUCGAGCGGAAUGAGGGUGUCAACGAGGGUGUCUACGCAGCUGUGGUGGUGCAGGAGACGCAGGGAAACCCCACAACGCCUGCCCAGGACUACCGGGCGCUCUAUGACUACGUGGCGCAGAAUCCCGAUGAGCUGGACAUCUCUGCAGGGGAUAUCCUGGAGGUCAUCCUAGAAGGAGAGGACGGCUGGUGGACAGUGGAACAGAAUGGGCAGCGUGGCUUUGUCCCUGGCUCCUACCUGGAGAAGCUCUGAAGAAGGGGCAGCCCUCCACCCCACCCAGGGGGCUGGUAGGGCCCCCUGAGCCUUGCUAGGACCAAGAACCGAGCCUCCCCAUGCCCAGGAUGGGACAGGUGCUGGAUGUUCCCCAAGGAGUCUCUCUCAUAAGGAAUAAAGGGUGCA